Molecule: messenger RNA, 327 nt
Organism: Stereum hirsutum FP-91666 SS1
Lineage: Eukaryota; Fungi; Basidiomycota; Agaricomycetes; Russulales; Stereaceae
Exons: 3
Coding region: 1-327 (108 amino acids)
Source: RefSeq, a predicted model, not a curated record
AUGAACGCAGCUCAAACCCUCGAAGACAUCAAAGGCGAAAUCGUCGUCCUCGCCCAGGUCUCGUUCAAAACUUCCCUCAGCCCCUCCGAGCUCCACACCUGGAUCUCAAAAAUGAAAGCCAGCGCGUCCUCCGAGCCCGGAACGCUCGAGUUCAGUUGGUCGAGGAACGGCCCAGAGAGCGCGUACGAGUUCGUGGUAUGGGAGCGAUAUGCGAGUAAGGAGGCGUUCGUGGCGCACACUUCGAGCGAUCUCUUCAAGGAAAUCGGAGCCGCGGAUAUCUUGGCGAAGGCGAGUAUCCAGUCGAUCGCAAGAAACGCCUUUCGCUAA